Molecule: messenger RNA, 2100 nt
Organism: Encephalitozoon cuniculi GB-M1
Lineage: Eukaryota; Fungi; Microsporidia; Unikaryonidae
Exons: 1
Coding region: 1-2100 (699 amino acids)
Source: RefSeq, marked provisional
AUGGACAGGAUGAUCGAGGAAGUAGUUAAAAGGAAAUCAAUGGUGCCCAGUGAGGAUCUCAAGGCAUUGCUCAAGGAGAAAAGGCCUGGGAUCCAAGAGCCCAUGCCAAAUAUCGAUGUGGAGUACGAAUUUGUGACCAAGGUUGAUCCUACAAAGUUUGCAGCAUGCCCCAUCAUAGAGGCGGACGAUGGAUACUACUUCUGCACCUUUGAUGGAAGAGAUCUGAUGUUUGAUCCCAAACAGGCAUCCCCAUACAUUUUUCUUCCGUUUCCUCUGCGCAGAGCAAUAUUCCACAGAAGUGGAGAUAGGGUGUAUUUCAUAACCUUAGACACGUCCAACAAGCUGCAGUAUUCCUUGCUUGUUGAUGGAUAUCCCUCUGAGGAAAGAUAUGUGAUUUCGAGAAAUGUACUACAGGUCACCAAACAGUCAAACCGAGUCUUCUAUGUCUCCACCAAGAAUGAGCUUCUAUACAUAAAUAUGGUUGUGGAAGAUGGCGGGACUCUCAGAGGACGAAUGUGUAUCUCUGGAAUUAAGUCAAAGCCUGACAUUGGUGUUUUCUAUGCCAACUCGACACUGUUUUUGAAUGUUGGCUCUGUAUUCCAGAGGGAAGACGGAAAAGAGCUUCCAGUUCAGGGAAACAAGAUGUGCGAGAUUGGAGGCAAAAUCCUUGUCUUGGAUGGGAAGGAAGAGGACCUUUGGCUCUUUUUAUUGGACGAAAAAUAUACCGUGGUUAGCCGGCUAGAAAUUCCGGCAGUAGGGCGUUCUACCGACUUGUUUCCUCUGGGCGACAUUGUUGGAAUAGUUGCCCGUAGGGCUUUGUACCUGAUUGCUGAAUCUAACGGGAAUCUGUUUGUAGCGAAGGAAGUUGCUCUAAAAACACCCCCGCUAUACAUAAGCCUUUAUCUGAAGGAAAACGUUAUAAGAAUAUCUGAGAUAGUUGGAGAUGAAGCCUCGCUUUCUGGAGAAGCAAGUUCUUUUGCCCCAAAAGACUCUGUCAGCGCGUUGGGCAGCUCUAUUGAGAAGAGCUCUGGGCCUGUGGAAGCUACUUCACCUGAGGUCGGAGAUGAAAAGGCAGACUCUAACAAUGACUGCAUCCAGUCUGAUGUAAAGUUUCCAUCAUUUGACGAUUCUCCCUAUCCAAGUUUGUUGCUGGGAGGUCACGAAAGAACGGAAGAAGGCUAUCAUGAUAUAACAAAAGGAGGAAAUGGCUUAUCUGGAUUAGGGUUCUCUGCAGAUGACUUUAGCCCAUACGUACCUGAUAGAAGCCAUUCUGCAGAGAUUAAGUUUCUAAGCGAAAAGAUAAAUGCAAUGCUAAAGACUCAACAGGACAUUGUGGAGAAGAUGAAUAAGGUUGAGAAAGACAAUAGUGAGAGAUUCAAGAGAUUGGUAGAGAUGAUGUCCAGGCCUGAGGAACUUCAGAAGAAAUACGGUACACAGGAGCUGUCAAGAGGUGAACUGCAUCAGAUGAUGGAAAUUUUGAGCAGUCUUGGGGCCCGGCUUAGAAGCGAAAGCUCAAACGAGUCUAAGGUUCUGGAUUGUGUCAAGAAAAUUAUUCUUGGAACCUUGGUUCCUGCGGUCGAAGCUGCAAUGGAUGAGAUUCGGAUUCAGAUAAUAAGUGAAAUACGGCUCAUUCACAGCGACGACCACCUUAAAAAUGUCAAGAAGGCUGUAGACUGCCUCCACAGCUCUUUCAACAAGCAGAACGAAAUCAAAAGCCUUAUUUCCGAAGGGUUGAUUGAAGAGGCGGCAGAGAUUGCUGUCAAAGGGUCGGAGGCCAAUCUUGAGGCCUUCAUCUCCAAUGUCGAGAUAUCGUGUCUGGAGCAUCUUGCAUCCUCCAUGCUUGUUGCCCUCCUCGAAAGAGUCCUGGUUAUGGCAAAGGAUGACUUCAAGCCAAGUCACCAGAACUUCACUUACAUGGUAAUGAUGUGUCUGGAGCCUAAUGACCUAAGCGACGAAGAAAUUCAGGUGCUGGAGAUUCUAAUGACAUAUAUCGAUAACAUCGAAGACCUUCCUCUGAGUGAUGUCAAGGGCUUGUCGGUUCUUUUGGACUUUCAGAGGCUUAAGCUGAACAAGAUCAAAGACAAGAGAGGGAUUAAAUGA